Messenger RNA from Paraglomus occultum, 600 nucleotides. The record is from the annotation of a GenBank genome assembly. Lineage: Eukaryota; Fungi; Glomeromycota; Glomeromycetes; Paraglomerales; Paraglomeraceae.
AUGGUGGAGGAAAAGUUUACUGACAGGAUGAAGAUGGUGCCAUGGAUGCAUGCCACAGUGGGCAGGGAUGGUGUGGAUCUAUUGCUAAAGUCUCAAUUACCAAAAAGCUCUGUGUUUCUUGUCCACUGGGUGCUCAAUCCUCCAGACAGAAGACAAACUCAAAGUGAAAGAAGAGCUGCUCAACUAACUUCACCACAACCUCAGGCACAUACACAGGGAGAAACUCUUAUGGCUUAUCCACAGACUCUAUCUGAGUUUGCUCUUGGAAAGGACCUUAUGCAACAUGUUGAUGCAUAUUUCAGGAGGACAGCAAUAGACUCUAUUCUGAAAAUAGUAAUAGUAAGAGAUAUUUCAUACAUCAUCAUUGUAAUGCUGUGGUCACCCAGCAUCAAUAGUGGAGAGAAUAAAGAGUUAACUCAGUUUUUCACUCAAAAGCCUAAGACAGUAGUUCAAACCAAUGUCAAUUACUCACUAAAAGCACCUAAUACUAAUGAGAAAGAAAAGACAGAAACCGAAUUCUCCAUUGUGGGAGAUUAUGUCUACGAAAAUUUACGAAGAAGAAACGCAUACGAUUCUGAUGCCGAACUGGCAUUGCUGUAG